AGGGAAAAUAGCAUUCAUUAGUUUGUCAUCACCGUAGUUCGUUGUGAAUUUAAUGUGUGUUAUUUUUGAUUUGUUUUACGAUUAAUUUGGUUUAUAUUAGUUAUUAAUUCGUUUACAAAUAAUGUGGGGAAAGUAAUUACCUUAUUAAAUUAACGGAUAUAUUACUAUAAGAAAACUAUAGAGAAAUCUCAAUGAGUCCCAAAGGGAUAUCGCUAUGCGACAUGUACUUUUUGCCGCCACUUAAACAAUGUGUCUUUACGGCUGUGCUUCUUACGCUUUUGUGGAAUUCAAGCACAGUCGCUGCGCAGCAGGAUACUUAUUACAACACACAACAACAACAGCAAUCACAGACUUUCAACCAAAACAAUCCACAAAAUUCCUUCCCAGGUUCUCAAGGCUACGACGAUGCGAAUCAACGCUUCAAUACUGAUGCUUAUAACCCUAAUCUCAAUCAAAAUACAAAUACAAAUACAAAUACUCGUUACCGCACAGAUAACUUCAAUGAUUUGCCAAAUGAUGAGCGUCCAAACACCAGCUACGGCACUGAUGAAGACUUGAAUUUCGGCCGUGGUAAAACGUCAUACAAUGUUAAGGCCACUUUCCUUGAAUCUUUCCACUCACGAGAGCCAACUUAUUUCAUUGUAUCAUCGCGUAUGGUACGACCCGGUCUUAUCUAUAAAGUGGCCGUAUCUAUAUUGCGUGCUCAGUACCCAGUUACGGUGCAUGCUAGUAUUUCGUGCGAUGGUGUGCAAAUAAGUGGCGAUUCCAAGGAUGUGAAAGUGGGCGUGCCUGAGACCAUGCUUAUGCGUGUGCCACCAACUAGCGUGGCUGGAGAAUACAAGCUGCGAGUAGAGGGCUUUUACCAGGACAUUUUUGGUGGUCUGGCAUUCCUGAAUGAAACACGCUUGGACUUCUCACAGCGCUCGAUGAGUAUAUUCAUACAAACUGAUAAACCGUUAUACAUGCAAGGCGAAACGGUGCGUUUCCGUACAAUACCGAUUACUACCGAGUUGAAAGGUUUCGAUAGUGCAGUUGAUGUUUACAUGAUGGAUCCAAACAGACAUAUUGUGCGACGCUGGAUAUCACGUCAAUCAAAUCUUGGCUCUGUUUCUUUGGAGUACAAACUUUCUGAUCAGCCGACUUUCGGUGAGUGGACCGUACGUGUUAUUGCACAAGGACAGGUGGAAGAAGGACAUUUCAGUGUGGAAGAAUAUUAUCAGACCCGAUUUGAAGUUAAUGUGACAAUGCCGGCAUUUUUCUUCACCACCGAUCCCUUUAUACACGGACGUGUUAUGGCCAAUUUCACUAGCGGUCAUCCAGUCCGUGGCAAUCUUACGUUGAAAGCUACUAUUCGACCUAUAGGCUACUUCAGUAAUCAGGUUUUGAAUGAAAAGUUCCGUCUGGGUCGUUCGCCCACCGAGGAAGCUGCACGACACAUACAACACCAACAACAAAUGUAUUAUAAUCAAUAUAGUCCAGUACCGACACCGGAGGAUGUUAAUCGUAAUCAGGAUAUGCUCUAUCGCAAUCAAUAUGUGGUUGAACGUCACUAUGAAUUUGAGGAGGAGUGGCCGUUCUGGGUGCGCAAGCCGGACGUGGCGGAGACAUAUGACUCGUGGACUAAUAGUUAUAGGAAAACUUUACCGUUUUUGCGUUAUUUUAAUGGAACAUUCGACUUCAAGUGGCCUAUACGUGAAUUGGAGGUUUUGGUACCCAAUUUGGCGGGUAUGGAAGUAUUGAUCACAGCUACAGUUGGCGAGAAAUUCUAUGAUGAAGUGAUAUCGGGUUACGCCAUUGCUCGCAUCUAUAAUUCCAGCAUACGUGUGGCCUUUUUAGGCGAGUCUCCACAGGUUUUCAAACCAGCUAUGCCGUUCACCGCAUAUUUGGCUGUGGAAUAUCAUGAUGGUUCACCAAUUGAUGAGAACUUGCUGAGAGCAGCCGUUAUGGAUGUGACCGGGUUUGUAGAAAGCAAAAGCGGCGGUCGACGCGAUUGGCCUGCCACGCGUCUACAAAUGUCUGCCUCUAGCCCAGGCAUUUGGGCGGUGAAAGUGGAUAUACGCAACGAUUUACAACUGGAUGAUCGCCCACAGUCACGUGAUUUUCUAAAUGGUGUGGAACGUAUGCGAUUACAGGCAAGUUUUGUUGAUCCCCGUGGAGAACGUGCACAAACAGAACUUCUCAUGGUCUCACACUAUUCACCUCGGAAUCAACAUAUCAAAGUUUCUACGAGCACAGACACGCCUGUCGUUGGAGAAUAUAUCAUAUUCCACAUACGCACGAAUUUCUAUCUGGAAGACUUUAACUAUCUGAUUAUGUCGAAGGGUGUGAUCCUAAUGAAUGAUCGUGAAACAAUAACCGAGGGUAUACGCACCAUUGCGGUUGUAUUGAGCGCCGAGAUGGCGCCCAUGGCUACAAUUGUUGUUUGGAAGAUUACACUUGCCGGGCAAAUAGUUGCAGACUCGCUCACGUUCCCAGUUAACGGCAUAUCUCGUAAUAAUUUCACCGUGUACAUCAACAAUCGUAAGGCGCGAACUGGUGAAAAAGUGGAGGUGGCCAUAUUCGGUGAACCCGGUUCAUAUGUUGGCCUUUCAGGCAUCGACAGCGCUUUUUACACAAUGCAAGCCGGCAACGAGUUGACCUAUGCCAAAAUAGUUACGAAAAUGUCUUCAUUCGAUGAGCAAACCAAUGGCACUUACAAACAUGUCUGGCAUACACAUGCGGGCACACCCGAUGAGCUUGUUUACUUCCCCGCCUCCUCGUUCGGUAUUGACGCGAAUCGCACCUUUGCCUACAGCGGCCUAAUCGUAUUUACCGAUGGCUAUGUACCACGUCGUUUCGACACCUGUAAUCGCACACUCGGCUAUGGCGAAUGCCUUUCAGGACGUUGCUAUCCGCUGAAUAAGCAAUGUGACGGUUUGCUCGACUGUGACGACGGCACCGAUGAAAUCGGCUGUCGCGUGCGCAAUGACACCGAGCUUUUAAAUUAUCGCAAAUAUCGCUUUAAUCGCAUUUUGCGGCACUAUGAAAAUGUUUGGUUAUGGAAGGAUGUAAAUAUUGGUCCACAUGGUCGUUACAUCUUUAAUGUUGAGGUGCCAGAUCGGCCAGCCUACUGGAUGGUGAGCGCAUUCAGUGUAAGUCCAUCCAAAGGUUUCGGCAUGUUGAAUAAAGCAAUCGAAUAUGUGGGCGUGCAGCCGUUCUUUAUCAACGUCGAGAUGCCCGAACAUUGCAGGCAAGGCGAACAGGUUGGCAUACGUGUGACAGUCUUCAAUUACAUGACCACACCCAUUGAAGCGACUGUAGUGUUGCAUGGCAGCAAAGACUACAAGUUUGUACAUGUUGAAGAAAACGGCAUAGUGCGUUCCUACAAUCCACGCACAUCAUUUGGCGAGCACCAAUUCUUUAUCUAUUUGGAAGCACAGGGCACUACCAUAGUCUAUGUACCGGUGGUGCCGCAGAAAUUGGGCGACGUUGAUGUAACAUUGCAUGUUGCCACGCUGCUCGGCACUGAUACCAUUACACGUCGUCUUCAUGUCGAAUCGGACGGCUUGCCUCAGUACCGUCAUCAAUCCAUACUGCUUGAUCUAUCGAAUCGCGCCUAUGUGCUGGAAUAUAUGCAUGUGAACAUAACACAAACGCCGGAAAUUCCUUAUCAAGUCGACCGUUACUUUGUUUACGGCUCCAAUCGUGCACGUAUAUCGGUUGUGGGCGAUGUGGUGGGUCCGAUUUUCCCCACAAUGCCGGUAAAUGCAACCUCGCUGCUUUACUUACCAAUGGAAUCUGCGGAACAGAACGCCUUCUCGUUCGCGGCCAAUCUGUACACUAUCAUGUACAUGCGUUUGAUUAAUCAACGCAACAAAACGACGGAGAAACACGCUUUCUAUCACAUGAAUAUCGCCUAUCAGCGACAGUUGAGUUUCAUGCGUGCGGACGGUUCUUUCUCGCUUUUCCGUUCAGAUUGGAACAACUCGGCAUCUUCGGUAUGGUUAACAGCGUACUGCGUGCGCGUGUUCCAGGAAGCUUCAUUCUAUGAAUGGGAAAACUUUAUUUGGAUUGAUUCGACGAUUAUUGAUAAAAAUAUGCGCUGGCUGUUGCAACAUCAAACACCGGAAGGCGCUUUCUACGAAGUCACCUGGUUGCCCGAUCGCAAAAUGAAUCGCACGAAUUUCGCCAAUAAUACCAGCCUACAAAAUCGCAAUAUCACACUAACAUCGCAUGUGCUAAUCACAUUGGCUUCGGUUAAAGAUCUUUCUGGUUCGUUGGGGGCACGCGUUGCUCUGGCCCAACAACGCGCCAUAUCGUGGAUCGAGCGUAACAUGCAAUUUUUGGAAGACACUGAGGAACCAUAUGACGUAGCUAUAACCGCAUAUGCGUUGUUACUCUGCAAAUCACCAAUGGCCGAGCAUGUAUUUUCCAUACUGCGGCGACAUGCACGCGUGAUCGGCGAUUUCAUGUACUGGGGUAGCAAAGAGGUGCCGCAACCGCCAAAGAAAUUGGAAAAUCAAAAAUGGUUCUCACUGCCCCGCCUACCGUACGAGUUUGACGCUUUGAAUAUCGAAACGACAGCGUAUGCUUUGUUGGUUUAUGUAUCGCGGCGUGAAUUCAUAGUGGAUCCGAUCGUGCGCUGGUUGAAUGCUCAACGUCUCAACGAUGGCGGCUGGGCGUCCACACAAGAUACGAGUGCAGCUUUGCGUGCGCUGGUCGAGUACACCGUGCAUUCGCGUAUACGUGAAGUGUCAUCGUUGACUGUUGAGGUGGAGGCUUCAUCGCAAGGCGGCAAAAUACAAGCACUCCACAUCGAUGAUACAAAUUUGGCACAACUGCAGUCCAUUGAGAUACCGGAAUCUUGGGGAACAGUUAAAGUGCAAGCUAAGGGCGCCGGCUAUGCGAUAUUACAAAUGCAUGUGCAGUACAACGUGGACAUAGAGAAAUUCCAAACCAAACCGCCAGUGCCAGCCUUCGGUCUGCACACCCGCGCCAUUUUCCACGGCAGAAAUCAGUCGCACAUAUCCUACAUUGCUUGUCAAAAUUGGAUCAACACACGCGAAUCGGAACGUUCUGGCAUGGCAGUGCUGGAUGUCGCCAUUCCCACCGGCUAUUGGAUACAGCAGCAGCGACUCGAUCACUAUGUGCUGAGCAAUCGCGUGCGCAAUUUGCGACGCGCCAAAUAUUCGCAUCAGAAGGUCAUCUUCUACUUUGACUACCUCGACCAGGAAGACAUUUGCGUCAACUUCACCAUCGAACGUUGGUACCCAGUGGCGAAUAUGUCGCGCUACCUGCCCAUACGCGUCUAUGAUUAUUAUGCGCCUGAGCGCUUCAACGAGUCCAUAUUCGACGCCUUGCCUACAUAUUUGCUGAACAUCUGCGAGGUGUGCGGCAGUUCGCAAUGUCCCUACUGUUCGAUUUAUAAUAUGGGCUGGCGCGCCACAAUGUCCGUGUCACUACUGUUCUUCAGCGUAUUCAUUUAUCUGAUGCGCAGUCGAAUGCAUAUCGUUUUGAAUUGCCUACAUUUACUCACCUAGUGCGCAUAUGCCAUAUUCGAAAACAACAAAAUACCACAACAAACACUUUUGUGCCUUCUCUUUAAACUUCUUUUACUUCCAUAAUUUGAAUUCUGAAAAUUUUAGUUUAGAAACGUAUUCUUGAAAUUCUCCGUAAUCGUAUUUUUAUUUUAUUUUUUAAUGUGUUCACAAAUUACAUACAUAGAUGAGUAAAUGCAUAGUUAAGCUAGAAAAGACAGAUGUGUAAAAUAGAUUGGCUCAAUUAGCCUUAUUGUACCCUCGAAUCUAAUUUAUAUGUGAGUUACCAAGUCGAUAUAAGUUUUAUUUUUUUGAUGCAGCUUAAUUGCCAGCGCAGAGCUCAGCAAACGUAUUCCGUCCAACACUGUGGCGCCGUCUUUAAUUUUGCUACCAAUCAACUAUAUAUUAGAAACUUUUUGUUUGUGUUAGUGUAGUGCAUUUAGUCUUAAAUAUGAUUAAAACGCAUGAAAAUGAAACCAAUAAUUAUUCUAUGUUAAGUAAAAAACCCGAAAAUCUCACAUGUACAAAGCAAAAAUAGCUGAUAUUAAAUACAUAUGUAUAUCUCCAAUAGCAUUUGCAGCGAAUCUCGAUUACUGAAGUGUCUUAGCGCAUAUCAUUGAAAUGAAAAGUGUAUUUUUUGUACUAAAGUCAUAAACUGUUAAUCAAUUUUAUUCGAUUAACUGCCUUUUUAUAUUGAAGUUUGUAUUGUUGAAAACAAAAAAAAUAUGAAAUCUACAGUAGCAAUAAGUUACGUAACGUACAUAGUCUUAUAAACACAUAACUGCAUAAAACUUACAUAAUACAUACAUACAUAUUUAUGUAUAACUAAUUAAACCGACGUUAAGUUGACAUUGUAAAAAGUAUAUGUAAUUUAUAUACCAUAUACACCCACUACUACAUACAAAGAAAUGUUAAGCAAGCAAUUUGCAAACGAAAAGCUUUUAUAAGACAAGUUUUAUAAGCGAUAAUUGUAUCCGUCCUUUUUAUGUGAAAAAUCGAAUGAAGAAAUAAAAAUUGAACUUUUUUCACUAAUAUUAGAAAAAAAAUAA
Bactrocera dorsalis (oriental fruit fly) is the source of this 6565-nucleotide messenger RNA. It is a transcript of the gene Mcr, whose product is annotated as CD109 antigen. Gene Ontology annotation, molecular function: endopeptidase inhibitor activity; protein binding. Gene Ontology annotation, cellular component: extracellular region. The coding region runs from base 192 to 5519 and encodes 1775 amino acids. The record is from RefSeq and is a predicted model, not a curated record. Lineage: Eukaryota; Metazoa; Arthropoda; Insecta; Diptera; Tephritidae. The transcript has 9 exons.